Dissoconium aciculare CBS 342.82 is the source of this 1011-nucleotide messenger RNA. RefSeq lists its product as uncharacterized. Lineage: Eukaryota; Fungi; Ascomycota; Dothideomycetes; Mycosphaerellales; Dissoconiaceae. The coding region runs from base 1 to 1011 and encodes 336 amino acids. The transcript has 2 exons. The record is from RefSeq and is a predicted model, not a curated record.
AUGAUUACACGAUCAUUAUUCUUUCUUGCUCUCUUAGCAACAUCAGUAUGCGCAACCUCUUCACAAUGUUAUUAUCCGGACGGUACCGCAGCUGGCAUCAAUGAAUACGUCGUCUGCAAUGCCGGAUCAAGCGACAAAUUCAGCACCUGCUGCGGCAGUGUAGACAUGUGCACAACAAACGGCUUCUGCAAAUGGCAAGCAUGGAGAUAUAACAACUUUCUAUGGAGAAAUGGCUGCACAGAUCCGAAUUGGAACUCGCCAAAUUGUGCGCAAUAUUGUACCACGAACCCCAAGACCGGACAAAAAUAUAGCACGAGCCAGCUAGUAUACGCCUGCUCCGAGACGACCUACUGCUGUUCUUCGUAUCCGGGCAAGGAUGUUCCGGUGCAGGCCUACGAUACUCAAGGCAACUAUUCGUGUUGCAAUGAUCCAAGCCAAGUCUUUGAUGCUGGACCUGCCAAUUAUCUGUCCGGCCAGAAGGAUUUCACAACAUCGAUGUUCCCUACCACUACCACCGCGACCGGCGCGACAAGCUCAAGCAAAACCACAGCGGCAACCCAAAUCAGCGGUCUGACACUUGCAACGGGAAUACCUUCGUCGUCGCCCGCUUCGACAUCAACCGGAGCGGCCUCUCCAACAUCACAGCAGCAGUCCGAUUUAUCCUCGAAUCCCUCAUCAUCCACAUUCACCGGACUGAGCACCGGAACAAUCGUUGGCCUCGUGAUCGGUGGGCUAGCUGUGGUCACUAUCGGGGUCGCAUUUAUAGCCUGGCUCCUGAUAAAAUCUCGGCAUCAAGUCCUGCUCCGGGAGAAGCUUGCUCCAACAUGUGUAGAUCCGGCGCAGACUUUGCCAUUUGAUGGGAGACAAUGGUACGGGCAGGAAUAUAAGUCCGGCACAAUGCUCGGUUACACGUGUGAGAUCGGCCCGGGGCAGGUGAGUGAGAUGGGUGCGACGAAACCGCACGAGUUGGGCGCGGAGAGAUUCUCUGGGAGGAGGAGGGAACUGCCAUGA